UAUGAUUAAAAAGACGGAGAAAAGGCGUGGACAUCAUUUCAGGGUGUCUGUCUUGGACUGUACAAUCUUGACGAGUUCAUCGGAACGCUCACACUCAAGACGUACCAGACCUUCAAUUGCGUCGAUCUUAGAAAACUCAAGAAGUUCACUUGUAUCAACAUGGGAAACUCGGCAGGAGCAAAAGGUAGUCCUAUCUACAUUGACGAAGUUUGUCAAGAUGUUCAUCAACAGACACCUAUACCAACACCAACACCAAUACCAACACCAACACCAACACCAACACCGACACCGGUACCGGAUGAACUGGAAGAAAAACCUAGGGAGGACAAACCCAAACCCAAACCUGAACCCAAGGCGACGAAAAAGGAGACAGCUGAGAAGUCGCAGCCGACGACUGUGGACAACAUGGUCAGCUUAAUGAACACACGACAUCGCGUCUACGAUGUCAAAGUGCUGUCCCAGCAUAGCGCUGACAAAACACCACCGUCCGCACCUGACACCAUCACCCUCAAGAAAACUUCGGCUGGCAUGCAGCAGCUGAAGAUAGGCCAAGACGUCAUGAGCACAUGGAAUUGGGAUAAAUCCGCCAACAAGCUGAUGUGGAACGAUGGAGAGCAUGCCGGCCAUAUUGCCUUUCCCCACGAAGAGAGCACACGCGGGUACGGGACCGUGAGCCGCGGUCUAACGUCCUUCUCCGUCAUGGCAACACUGCGACCAGUUACCUACAGGUGUUGUCUUUCAAGUAACGCCGGGGCGUACGUGAAACAAGAAGGGUCGGCACUCAAGCUGAUGUGGGAUGACACUACCGACAAGUGGACACACGCCACGUGGGAUGAUGACGUCAUAAGCUUUACGUAUGGCCUAGAGGAGCAGUUCUUCAUCGGACAGAAGACCUACAAAGUUAACAUCAAUUUCGAAGACCUGCAGACGAGCGUGACGUACAACCCUGCGGAGGGAGACUUCUCCUUCGUCCUCACCCCUGAGUUCCAGGCGGUGUUUCAGCACGAGAACGACACAGUGUCUGUUCCCGAUAACCCCCGAGAUGACGACAAACACGUUUUCCCGUACCUGCUUCAGUUUACUUUCAACGCUGAAGCGUCCGAGUUUUCUGGCGCAAUACUCACCAAGGCACUGGACGCAGCAGCGGGAGAAGUGUACGCUGUUAAGGCGUAUGUCCAUGAAGCUGAGGAACUAUCUCUUGGCGCGCCAGCACCUCUACAUCUUAAUGGCCAAGAACUUAUCAACAUGUCCCAGUUCAAGAAGGAUGACAGUGGCAGGUGGUAUGACGCUAUCCAGCAGAAGUCUAUGGCGGAUUUCUACACAAUCCUACAGUACUACAUGGAUGGAGACCUCCGUAAAAAGUACAUGGGGAUGAACAAUGCUCCCGACCUGGACCCAUCAAUCAAGCAAAUCGCCGACACCAAUGGUAGUCCGUCCGACGAACAGAUAGAGAACGGUGACGACGGUGUUGCCAAGGAUUGGUACAAGACCCUGAGUGUUGCCUAUCUUGUCCAGGCACUUCCUAACGUGUGGACAAAUGACGAGUACUCCGGGAAACUCAACGCCAUUCGAGCUAAGAAGUGGCUGAAGACGGAGACAUCAACAGCAAGCGUUUUCAAUGCCCAGUCUCCAGAGCUGUACAAAAACCACUGGCUGCGGGACAUGCCGAGGAUGGGAGAUUUUCUGGUGGACCAGAUGCAAAACAGGGCCAAGUACGCAUCUUACAUCGAACAGGACAAAAGCUCUUGGAUAGAAGAAAUCGAAUCCAGCGUCGAAGAUCCCACUAACCAAGCCUCUAUGUUGGCUAUCAUAGAAAGUCUGACUACGUUAGGAAAGCAAGGGAAGUACUGGGCCUAUUGGUUCUUCCGUGACAUCGCCCAGCCGUCUUCUCUUCAGAUGCUUCAGAUGCUCUCCGUCGGGGGAGCCGCGUCACUGGACGGAUCAGCGUUCUCCAGGCAGAUCCAGCAGAACUGCGCCAUUCUCGGCAUCUUGGACAGCAGCGCCACGUUUCAGGAACAGUACGUUAAGAUCAUCCAGAUCUUCCAACUGACGAACAUCCUCCCCCAAUUGCUCGACUUCAGCGGUGACAUGACCAACUACCAGUACGCAGUACAGGACAUCCUGAAAGGGUUCGAGGAGAAGUACAUCGACAGCACAGAUCCAAAGAUGCAAGAAGCCGCUAAAGAGAUCCAAGAGAAAUUGAAUCAGAAAAAUCUGGAGGAUCUCAUAUCUCAGCUGCAAAAGAUGGCUUCGCAAUUCACAGGAGACUACAACUUCACAAAGCUGAUGACCUAUGUUGAUAACGAGUACGCAAAAGGCUCCCUGUACCUGCUAGGUAAACUUGUGGCCAGUGCAGCGAUCUGUGGAGGUAUCAUGUUGUUCUACUUCGGAGUCAAGAACUGGAAGUCUCUGGAUGGAGCGAAGAAGGCGCAGGUCAUCAGCGAUGGUGUCCUGGUGUUCACUGGCGUGGCAGCAGGGUUGGUUAAGCGAGGGGUCAGCUUGUACGAGAUCUGGGGGACGGAAGCAAUGGAGUACAAGAACGUGGCAAAGAUCGCGUUCGAAGGCGACUGUCAGGAGUCCAUCACUCGCGCAUCGAACGGCUUUAGCAAGUGGAUCCUAGAGAAGAAAGGAGGCGACAUAGAGAUUGGAGUCGACGCGGCCGCUGAAGAGGCUGUAGUGGCGGGCGAAGAGGACAUGGCCUUAGUGGAAACUCUGUUAGGCAAAAACCUUGACGAAUUCAUGGCAACCCGUUUCGGUGCUUCUUUGGCGGUUUUGGGUCUCGUUUUUGGAGCCAUUUCUCUCAGUAAAUCGACAACGGGUCUGGAGAAAGCAGGAAAUGCCAUGGGAGUCGUGGCGUCUACCCUCCAGAUCUGCUCGACGUUUGGGGCCUGGCUAAUCCCCGAGGGAGCUGAGAUCGCAGGAGUGGAGUGCGCGGCGAUCUGCUCCUGCCUGGGUGCGCUGGCGGUGGCGGCUGCUCUGGUCGGGGUGGUCCUGCUCAUCGUGGAGCUGCACAAGAAAACCCCGUCUCCGCUGGAGGACUUCGCGAAGAAGCAGGCCAACGACGCAGGCCUGUACAUGCCGCAUGGAGCAGACAUCGACAGCUUCCAGAGCUACCAGCCAAACGGAGAACUAGAGAAGGAGGGAAUCAGCCUCCAGCUUAACGGGUCGCCCAAUAAGUACCUACAGUUCAACGCAGACGGGUCCCUGACUCUCACCCAAGCAACCAAUGGUCCAGACACCGUCUUCUACAUGACCACCGACUCGUACGGUAGAGCCAAGUUCAUCGCCAACUUACCUAACGACGACAACACGGCAAUCGUGACCAAGUACCUUACAGUUGAUGGACAAGGUCAGUUGUCCGGAGCAGACCAGCUGACCGGAGAUUCGGCCAGCCAGCAGCAGUGGGUCGCCGAGUGUCAAGGGUCAGUCCAGCGAGAUGGAGACGGGCACCUGAAGUCGGCCAACUUCAAAUUCUACAGCCAGUCCCUGUUCAAGGCGCAGGAUAAGAAGUUCUACCUGGGAGGAUCCGGUGACGUUGCUGAAGUGUCGGAGUCAGAGCAGAAGUCCUGGGGUGUGUCCAUGUGCUCCACGAAGCCUGUCGGUCUCAGGAUGGAUGACAUCACUCUCUUCGACUUCCAGAUGGACCAGAAGUUCUCACCGACUCUCCUGAACCCCGGCAGCGACCCCAGGAAGUGGAACAUCAGGCCAGACCUGCCGGGCUUCAUGGAGCUGGACACGGCGACGGGGGCCAUCUCACAGAAGGCGGGAGUCGCACCGAAAGUCACCGCUUCCAACACCUACACCCUGACGGUGGAGAACAACCUCGGCUCAACCUCCGCAAAGUUUAUCUUUAAAGUCGGAGAGUAUCCGGAUGGGGCAUGAAGGGGAACGGCCACCGAAAGAAAUACGUGCAUAUUAUAUAUAUUGGAUAUGCAAAAUAAGUACAGGAACUGUUGGUGAUGAAACGUUUCGAUUAUUAGGGACUCGUAUCUGUGCAAAUUAGGUGCGACUUAUAUGGAAUACAUACUAUGUAUGUGUCAUUCUGGUGACAAUUUAGGGAUUGAGAAUGCAUUGCGUCUUUACUUUGUGUAUUGUUGAGUUAUCUAAGUCUUAUAAACAAAACCUGAAAUACACAGGGAAGGCUGGUAGUUUAUCCCUGUCCGUAUGGUGAAUUCUCAGGAUGUAAGCGUUUCACGUACAUUAUUUUCUUAUAUUGUUACAUCUGUAUGACAUGGCAAGAAACUGUUUGGUGCAAGUUCGACAUAUAUACAUUUAGUGAGAGUAUUUGUAUGGUGCUGCUUAGAUAAUUAUAAUGAUUAGAUAUUUUGAUAGCUCGAAAAGGGCCAGCUUUCAGAAAGGUAUUAAGUGUACCGGGGUAAUGCUUAUUUGAAAACUUAUUAUACAACCUGUUGGAACAAAUAAAGAAAAUGAACGGUGAAA
This is a messenger RNA of Branchiostoma floridae (Florida lancelet), 4440 nucleotides long. RefSeq lists its product as uncharacterized. The transcript is spliced from 3 exons. The record is from RefSeq and is a predicted model, not a curated record. Lineage: Eukaryota; Metazoa; Chordata; Leptocardii; Amphioxiformes; Branchiostomatidae. The coding region runs from base 160 to 3882 and encodes 1240 amino acids.